AUGGUGACUCACAGUACAGUGGAAGGUAAUCCAGGCAACCCAGCACGCAGAGUGAGGAACAACGAACUCCAACCAGCCAACUGUCAGCCCCCACGGCCCAGACCAGCACAGCACAUCGCCCGCUGCCCUGACAGCCAGACUCACUACAGAACCUUCAACAGUGAGGCCGACUUUAAGACCAUCACUGAGACCACACGCAUGCUGAAGAGCAGUGGCUUCUACUGGGGCCCAAUGACCGUCGAGGAGGCGCAUCAGACACUGAAGAAAGAGCCACUGGGUACCUUUCUCAUCAGAGACAGUCGGCAGAACAAUUACUUCUUUACACUGAGUUACUGUGAACAGUCUGGGCCGAUCAGCAUCCGGAUAAAGUUCCAGGGCUCACGCUUCAGCCUGGUGGGAAGCAAGGAAUCCUUUGACUCUCUGUUUAAACUCCUGGAAUAUUACGUCACCUCUCCUAAGAGUAAGAUCAGCAGACCCUACCGGAAAGUGCAGGUCCAGUCUCUUCAGGAGCUGUGUCGGAGAAGGAUAAUAGAGACAUGCGGUGGGGAGGGGAUCGAGCAGAUCCCGGUGAAUCCCAUCCUGAAGGACUUCCUCCACUCCUUCCCUUUCCGGCUGUAACGGUGGGACUGAAGGCAUUAAAGCAAUGCUGGAAUAUGCUGGAGUUACUUGAUCAGAAGUCU
Chanos chanos (milkfish) is the source of this 680-nucleotide messenger RNA. It is a transcript of the gene socs1a, whose product is annotated as suppressor of cytokine signaling 1a. The record is from RefSeq and is a predicted model, not a curated record. Gene Ontology annotation, cellular component: phosphatidylinositol 3-kinase complex. The transcript has a single exon. NCBI's taxonomy places the organism in Eukaryota, Metazoa, Chordata, Actinopteri, Gonorynchiformes, Chanidae. Bases 1 to 618 code for a protein of 205 amino acids. Gene Ontology annotation, biological process: intracellular signal transduction; phosphatidylinositol phosphate biosynthetic process. Gene Ontology annotation, molecular function: 1-phosphatidylinositol-3-kinase regulator activity.